CAGAGAGUUCGCUUCCGGUACACAGAGCGGAGUUCUGACAGGAACGAGUAACGCCACCCGUAGUCAACAUGAGUGUGGAUAUAGGAAUGUACGAGUUUUUGGAGUAUUUUAUCAGCCGUCCGUGGCUGAUAUUGGUCGUUUUCCUUCUGUAUGUAAUCAUGUAUGCACUGUCAGUUAUGUUGACCGGCCCAAAGUCCGGAAAGAAUCCGUUUUCAGCGUCACAUAUCAAGCCGGUUGGAGAUCUCGUAACUGACAAACAGGUGCGCGACAGAGUGAUCAAACAGAGGUUUAAAUUAUCCAAGGUGCCAGAACAAAUAGACGACAUUGUGAUCGGGAGUGGGAUUGGGGGUUUAGGGGCAGCAGCAAUUUUGUCGCGGUCAGGACAUUGUGUCCUGGUACUAGAGCAGCAUGACCAGGCCGGAGGAUGUUGUCACACAUUCCACGAAAAAGGCUACGAGUUUGAUACCGGUAUACAUUACAUCGGUAAGAUGUAUGAGGGAGCCGACAACAGGGUACUCAUCGACAUGGUUACCGGAGGUAAAGUGGAGUAUCCCAGGAUGUCCGACAUUUACGAUGUCGUUUGUCUAGGAGAUCCAAGUAAGGUUAAGAAAUAUAACAUCAAGGAUGAGCGCAAGGCUUUUGCAGAGGAGCUCAUCAAAGAAUUCCCCAACGAAAAGGAGGCCAUUGAAAAAUUCAUGGUCAUGCUCAAGGAAAGCAGAUCCUAUUUGAUGGGAUAUUUUGUGCUGAAAUUUUUACCAAAAUGGCUUGCUUCUUUCCUGUCGGCAACUGGCAUCAUGGGCCUAGUGUUUCGUCCGUGGUCCAAAUAUACGUACCGUUCCACUAAGGAUGUCCUUGACUCCCUCACAGACAAUGAUGACUUGAAGGCUGUGCUCACAUACAGCUUUGGAGACUACGGUGUGGCCCCAUCCAAGUCCCCCUUUGGGCUACAGGCUACCUUGCUGAACCACUACAUGGGUGGAGCGUACUACAUCAGAGGUGGACCUAGUGAGAUUGCACUACAUGCCAUUCCUGUCAUAGAGAAGACUGGCGGGCGCGUUCUCGUCAACGCGUUGGUCAAUAAGAUCAUCCUCAAUCAAAAGGGCAGGGCUAUAGGUGUGGAGGUGAAGACAGGGGAUGGAUCUGCACAGAUAUUCGCGAAACGUAUCAUCUCUGACGCCGGAGUAUCCAAUACCUUUAAGAAGUUACUACCAACGGAAGUGGCACAGAAGUCAAAGAUCUACCCAACAAUUAAGAGUGUGGGGAACAGUCUCUCCUACAUGUCUGUGUUUAUUGGAAUGGAUGGUUCGCAGGAGGAACUCGGUAUCAAGGGACAAAACAUGUGGUGCUUCAACAGGAGUGACCAGGAGAAGGCGAUGUAUGAGUGGCUGGAUCUGUCUGUAGAAGACGCGGCCGUCUCCGAGGUCCCGCUGAUGUUUGUCUCCUUCCCCUCCGCCAAGGACCCUACCUGGGCUAAGCGCUUCCCAAAUAAGAGUACAUGCCUGAUCAUAACUGUGGGAAGAUAUGAGUGGUUUGCACGCUGGGACGCUGAUAAGGUGAAGCACCGCAGUGACGAGUACGAGGGACUGAAGAAUCGCAUGGGAAGACAGAUGUGGAAUCAGCUCACCCUGAUUUGUCCUAAGUUGGAGGGAAGGGAUGACUACUUCGAGGUAGGCUCCCCUCUCAGUAACAAAUACUACCUCGGGUUUGACGAGGGUGAAAUGUAUGGACUGGACCAUACCAUCAACAAAUUCCUCCCAGCUGCUGCCAUCCAACUCCGUCCCAAGACUGACAUUCCAGGGCUCUAUCUGACAGGUCAGGACAUCUUGGUUUGUGGUUUCAGCGGUGCUUUGUAUGGAGGCAUGUUGUGUGCCUCCUCCAUUCUCAAUCGUAACCUCUACAACGACCUUACCAAGGUCGUCAAGGAGGUCAAGGCAGCUAUUAAGGAGGGCAAGAAGACAGCUUAGGAAUUUUGUAUAUAUGUAGUUAGUUAAGUCUUCAUAAAACACCAAAUAAUACGCAAGGAAUCGUUGAACCAAAGCCUUGGUAAAAUUAUUAUACCUGUAUAAGAUAUUUCUAAUUUAAUUCCAUAGUUAUACAUUUACACAAAAAAUCCUAUUAAUUUCUACAGUAAAGUUAUGCAGUGUGUUUUAAGUCUCUUCGAAAGCUGAACUGUUGAUCAGUAUAAAAUAAUGAAAUGUUGACGAGCAAUGAACUGUUGGACCAAUGUGGCCUGGAUAUCAGUGUGUGGGAGGAUCUUAAUGUGGGAGGAUCUUAAUGGUGGAGGAAAAGGAAGUACUCGGAGAAAACCCAUGUGGUCAGGUAGGUGACCCCAUACCAUUUAUGUCCAACCGGGGAAUCGAAUCACGCUUACGGCCACCUUGAUGAAAGGCGAGUGUGUGGUCCACUGUGCCAUCUGACCCCCCACUCGGCAUAUGUUUUGUUAGACCCCCUGAGUCAGGAAGACCAAGUCUGUUAUAUGUAAUAGGAAGUUAAUGGUUUCUCAUUGAAAAUUAAAUGUCACUUGAAAGGUUGUGCUGCAUAUAUGUGAAGAAUAUAAAAAUCAUCUCACCCUCAUAAAAUAUCUUUGAUAUCCAAUGGGAUACCAUUAAACUCCUCUAUAUACUGUAAAUUUACAUAUUUUAGUGGUAUUCUUUUUUUUUCUCGUGCUUUAAACAUGGCACUAAUUUAUUAUAGUGCUAAUUGAUGCUUAAAUAAUUUUCUAUUGUACAUACUAUGAGUGCACCAAUUCAUCAAUGUGCUAGUUUAUUAAAAUUUGAUAAUACAGUGUGUGCUAAAAUUUGUAUCCAUUAAAAUUAGUAAUCUUACGGUAAAUUAUAAUACAUUAUAAAUUCUGAGGAAAAAAAUUGCCAAAUUGAAUAAACAAGUUUAAACUUACUGAAAAUGCCUUGAAAAAUAAUCAAAAAAGCUAUUUGUUUAUUUUUGUGUAAAAUGUUGUUUUGUAUAAUAUGUAACACAGUUUAAUUUCCAUGACAACAAGUGAAAAGGAAAAGGUUUUUCAUAUUAAUAACAAGUUGUUUUGAAUUGUAAAUCACUAAUAUUUAAUAAUCAUUCCACAAUAACAUUAAUCAUAUAUUUAAA
This is a messenger RNA of Mizuhopecten yessoensis (Yesso scallop), 3099 nucleotides long. Its product is annotated as putative all-trans-retinol 13,14-reductase. Bases 69 to 1964 code for a protein of 631 amino acids. Lineage: Eukaryota; Metazoa; Mollusca; Bivalvia; Pectinida; Pectinidae. The transcript is spliced from 12 exons. The record is from RefSeq and is a predicted model, not a curated record.